AUGACAAAAAGACUCAACCGGGGAGCUGAAGCCCUUUGCAAGGAAAAAGAUUGUGUUAACGGCUUCCUUCUAGGACCAGGUUGCAAAUACCUAAGUGAAGGUUGCCUUAUUCUUCUAUCUAGUUAUCCAGAAAUGAAUUAUCAUCUUGUCCAGUCUCAGAUCAACAGCCUUAACCUGCCUGUCAUUGUGGCAUGGAUUGGACAUUACUUGACAGAUUUUGUCCGACAGCGUGCACAGCGAGGACUACCUGUCCUUUUUUAUGACUGGUGGCCAAGCCCCCUGACUCUGAACCACAACUUCACUCAGAUCAAAUUCCCUUCAUGCCCCUAUGAUCCGGACCCUGUCUACUGCAACUUCAAGCUGAACCAGCUGACAAAGAUGACAUCUCCAGCCCUGGCAACUGUUGCCCCGCAGGCUUAUGAAGCUGUGUCUCGCAUGUCUUUCACCCAAGAUGAAUAUGCAGAUUUGCUACAGUUUUACAGUAACGCUAAAAGUUUACGACCCAGUAUUCGUGCUAGUAAAGUGGCUUGCAGCUGGGUAAAGGAACAUGAAAACAUUUGGAAACAAUGGUUUCCCAAAAAUAUUUCAACUCGAAAGAAAAUCUAUCUUGGUGGAUUAUUUCCUCUUAGUGGACCCUUUUGGACACAACCUGGCCUUGUACAGAGUGAGUACCCAUCCACACUUUCUUUUCUUCUGGUUCUAUUGAAUAACUAUUAA
This is a messenger RNA of Acanthosepion pharaonis, 717 nucleotides long. The record is from the annotation of a GenBank genome assembly. Lineage: Eukaryota; Metazoa; Mollusca; Cephalopoda; Sepiida; Sepiidae.